AUGAAAUCCACCGCUAAUCACCGCAUAAUCUCUUUGCUUGAAGCGGAGAGAAAGAAGUUUGAUGGCGAAUAUUACACCCCGCAUCCUCGUCUAAUGCAGCGAUGCAAAGCUGCUUGUCGACUAAUGAAAAGUGACCUCUCCAACCAGCCAAGGCAGACUCGUGAACGGAAUUCCAACGCACAAGAUAACUUGGCCGCGAUUUUGAAGAAGAGUGCAGAUAUUUUUGUUCUUCGCUCUUUAACUUCAACAUUGACUCAGAUUGGCUCCAAGCGCGAAUAUGGACUCGUCCCAGUACUCUUCAAAUGGUGGACUGGCGUCCAACAUCCGGAGAGUCUUAGCAAUGUAUCGCGCCAAAUCUGCGCGGAGUUUGGCUUGCAAUAUCCAGACGACGCAAAUAUCUCAAAGACGACUUGCAAGGAUGCCAGAAUUCCCGAAAUCCCUACCGGUGAUGGACAGGACUUGGCUACAACUGGAAUAGAUUCUAACGACGACAAUUUGUUUCAUGAAGCCGGAAAUCCGGAUGAUUUGUCAAGGGAUGGCUUUCCAACUCCUCGCCACACGUUUGAUAUGACAAGCUUCCUUGGAUCUGAAUAUGGAAAUCAAGCAACAGCGGAUCAAUAUAAUACUCAGUUGAGCCAGCGAAGCGAGAAUCCCCUGCAAGGAGUCAGUCCAAGAAGUAUACACGGACCUAAGAUUGCUUAUGCCUUGGAGUGGUACACCACUACCUUGCCUGGAAAUCAAACUGGAAGUGCCAAUUGA
Penicillium diatomitis is the source of this 759-nucleotide messenger RNA. RefSeq lists its product as uncharacterized. Bases 1 to 759 code for a protein of 252 amino acids. The record is from RefSeq and is a predicted model, not a curated record. The transcript is spliced from 2 exons. NCBI's taxonomy places the organism in Eukaryota, Fungi, Ascomycota, Eurotiomycetes, Eurotiales, Aspergillaceae.